Myotis daubentonii (Daubenton's bat) is the source of this 418-nucleotide messenger RNA. RefSeq names its product G protein subunit gamma 13 (gene GNG13). Gene Ontology annotation, cellular component: heterotrimeric G-protein complex. The record is from RefSeq and is a predicted model, not a curated record. NCBI's taxonomy places the organism in Eukaryota, Metazoa, Chordata, Mammalia, Chiroptera, Vespertilionidae. Gene Ontology annotation, biological process: sensory perception of taste; phospholipase C-activating G protein-coupled receptor signaling pathway. Gene Ontology annotation, molecular function: G-protein beta-subunit binding.
CCUGCUGGGCUCUGCCUGUGUGCCAGGCUCACUCGCCCAUCACUUAGUCUCCACAGUCACUUUGUCAUCAUCUCUCCCUCGCCAUCACCGCCCAAGCCCCAGGCUGGCCGCUUCCGAAGCCCCUGACCCCAUGGAGGAGUGGGACGUGCCCCAGAUGAAGAAGGAGGUUGAGAGCCUCAAGUACCAGCUGGCCUUCAAAAGGGAGAUGUCAUCCAAGAGCAUCCCUGAGCUCCUCAAGUGGAUCGAGGAGGGGAUCCCCAAAGACCCCUUCCUGAACCCUGACCUCAUGAAGAACAACCCGUGGGUGGAGAAGGGCAAGUGUGCCAUCCUGUGAGACCCCGGCCCCAGGCGCAUGCCUUUGUGAAGAGGACCACUCGGUAAAGGUGUGACUUUCAUAGACUUCCCGGUGCUCCCAGAA